GCUGAAGUCCCCGAGGAGCGGAGGUGGAGGCGGAGGCGGCGGUCCAAGGUGCGGAGCUUGCCGGCGCUGCGCUCAUUUGCUGCUGGGAGAAGAGGGGGUCCGCAACAUGGCAGAGUCAUCCGUGCAGUCCGACAACAUCUCUUCAUCCCACGCCUCCUCCUCCUCCUCCUCCUCCUCCUCCUCCUCCUCCUCCUCUCUGAGAAACUCCGUUUUGUCCGCCCUGCAGCUGGUUUACUGGCGGGAGCCGAAGAAGUCGGCGGCAGCGUUCGGCCUAUCGCUGCUGGUCCUGUUCUCCUUGGCCACGCUGUCAGUCAUAAACGUGGUGUCAUACCUGUUGCUGGCCUGCCUCUGUGUCACGAUCACCUUCAGGGUCUACAAGUCUGUCAUCCAGGCUGUGCAGAAAUCAGACGAAGGCAAUCCCUUUCAGUAUCUGCUGGACCGGGACCUCUCAGUUUCUCCAGAGGACUUCCGUAGGUCCAUCGACCGCGCGUUGGUCCACUUCAACUAUUUCAUCACCCAGUCCAGGAGGCUGCUGCUGGUGGAAGAUCUGGUUGACUCCCUGAAGUUAGCUGGUGCGAUGUGGUUUAUGACGUACGUUGGAGCAGUUUUCAACGGGAUCACCAUCCUGAUUCUGGCUGACAUCAUGUUCUUCACCACACCCCUGGUCUACCAGAAGAAGAAGACACAGAUUGACAGAUACAUUGAGCUGGUUCGCUCCAAAGUGGAGGACACAGUGGAGAAGCUUCAGGACAAGCUACCAGGGGCGAUCAAGCAUUCCAAAACGGAGUGACCGGUCGUCAUCCCAACAUCCUUCCAACACCUCUCCACCUCUCUCUCCACCCCUCUCUCUUUCUCUCCCUGGGUGGUCACUGUACUGAGCUAGCUUGCUGACUAGUUUACCGUCUGGUGUGCCGUCUGGUUAGUGGGGCCUCAGUUAGCGUCCUGUGUGACGUCAUCGUGACGCCAUACACCUACGUUCACUCACCAGCGGCUCCCUCAGGCGACAAGAUGGUGCCAAUACACCAUCUAUGUCAUGAGAGCAACACAACUUUGUGUUGCGUUGUGUAAACACACAUUCACAACCAUGAUCCACUUUAACACGGCUGUACUCUUCAUCAGCUCUUCAUCAACUGGUAACAUGUAGCAAGUAAUGUUCUCAUUUCCACUCAUGCGUAAGAGGGCUAGCAAAACCAGUUAAGUGUGUGUGUGUGUGUGUGUGUGUGUGUGUGUGUGUGUGUGUGUGUGUGUGUGUGUGUGUGUGUGUGUGUGUGUGUGUGUGAAAACAGUGAACCACGACUGUUGUGACGCUCCUGUGUGGUUUUGGACGGCUGUAAACAACCUGGUUCGGGUUAAAUCAAAUAAAUAAAGUGAGUGUUG
This is a messenger RNA of Lampris incognitus (smalleye Pacific opah), 1377 nucleotides long. Its product is annotated as reticulon-3-B-like. NCBI's taxonomy places the organism in Eukaryota, Metazoa, Chordata, Actinopteri, Lampriformes, Lampridae. The coding region runs from base 107 to 790 and encodes 227 amino acids. The transcript has 8 exons. Gene Ontology annotation, cellular component: postsynaptic density; neuron projection. The record is from RefSeq and is a predicted model, not a curated record. Gene Ontology annotation, biological process: neuron differentiation; brain development; endoplasmic reticulum tubular network formation.